UUAGUGAAGGGAUGGUUGAUGAUGGAUAUGAAGAUGUGGUUAAUAUUGAUAUAUCUUCUGUUGCGAUUGAGACAAUGCGAGAACGAAACUUUAAUCGUCCGCAGUUGAAAUAUUUAAAAAUGGAUGUUCGGAAUAUGAGUGUAUUUCAAUCGGAUUCCUUUGCUGCUGUCAUCGAUAAAGGAACUUUGGACUCCCUUCUGUGCGGGCAUAAUUCACGAGAAAAUGCUGCAAAGAUGCUGCGGGAGGUUGCUAGGGUCCUCAAGGCUAAUGGAGUAUACAUUCUGAUUACGUAUGGAGCACCAACAUAUAGAUUACAUUUGCUGAGAUCAACAAUAAAACUUCAUGUUAUAAUACUUCAUGUUAUAGGAAAAGCUUUUCUAGAAGCAAGCUCUGAGCAUCACACGCAAGAACUAACCUCUCCUGUUCCACUGAAUGAUGACCUGAGUUUGACCCUUGUGAAAAAUCCUGAUGUCCAUUAUAUUUAUGUAUGUAUCAAGAAGAAUUGUAGAACAGGGUGCAAUUUUCACCAGUGGCAUGACCCCCCUGUUUGUGGUAGAUCGGGAAAUAUUAUCCCUGGCUUGUUAAAAAGGAUCGAAAGAUUGGAACGUGAAAUUGAGAAGCGUGCUCGAAACGAGAAGAGAAUGAAGUAA
Molecule: messenger RNA, 650 nt
Organism: Daucus carota subsp. sativus
Lineage: Eukaryota; Viridiplantae; Streptophyta; Magnoliopsida; Apiales; Apiaceae
Exons: 8
Coding region: 12-650 (212 amino acids)
Molecular function (GO): S-adenosylmethionine-dependent methyltransferase activity
Source: RefSeq, a predicted model, not a curated record